Messenger RNA from Trichobilharzia regenti, 2439 nucleotides. The record is from the annotation of a GenBank genome assembly. NCBI's taxonomy places the organism in Eukaryota, Metazoa, Platyhelminthes, Trematoda, Strigeidida, Schistosomatidae.
AGUUAAUGGGCAGACACGAUAGAUCUAUUGUCAGUUAUGCUGGAAUAACGAUCAAUAAAUAGACAGAUUGAUAUAAUUAACCAUAAGUGGCUUUAGAAGUGAAAAUUAAGAGUUGUAAAUUACACGGUACUCAACGGAACAAAGAUAGAAGUUUGAUGAUAAGGUUAAAAUUGCUAUUGAAUAGUGAGAAUAAAGGUGGUAGUUGAGUGUCAAUUUAACAAGUGUGAAGAGGGUGUGAAAAUGUACACAAAAGGAGCAUAUGAAACUGAUAAUAGUGAAUUAUUUAUUAAAACAAAAGCAAACUAAAUGUAAAAUUACAAAUUAAGAACAAAACAGAAAAUCAAAAAUUGUUUACAAGGAACGAUUAGUGAAGAGGUUAGGGCCAAGGUAGAAUAAGAGACUGAACAAACCUUUCCUGUAUACAAUUCAUCAAUACAACCCUGAACUCUUCAUAUUUAUGUACUAAAAAUGUCCAAUUCCAAUUCAACGGGCGUCUGUUCCGUCAAGUUGAUGGUGUCGCAAUGGGAAGCCCUCUGGGACCACUUUUCGCCGACUUAUUCUUAUCACGCCUAGAAACCUGUACUUUGCAGCAACAUAUACAAGAAACAGAUGCAUACCUAAGAUAUGUUGAUGACAUUUUUAUUGUCUGCGAAAGCAGAUCAAAGGCGGAAGACCUGUUGAUAAAAUUCAAUUCAUGCCAUCCAAAUCUCAAUUUCACAGUAGAACACGAGGAAAACGGUACUAUUAAAUUUCUAGACGUUCUUAUGACCAAAAUGAAUAAUGGCACAAUCGAAAGAUCUAUAUUUAGAAAGUCUUCAUGGACAAGACAGUACAUGCAUUUCAAGAGCUUUGUCCCAAUCCAGUACAAAAAGUACCUAGUCAGAACACUCUUCAAUAGAGCACGAAAAAUUUGUUCUGACAGUACUAUUGAACAUGAAAUAAAAUCUCUGAAGGAUAUUUUAUGUAAGAAUGGAUAUCCUGAGAAGUUCAAAGAAACUACCCCUUGCAAAACAAUUCAGACGGUUCCAAAGAAACCUGUCUAUAUCAAUUUGCCAUUCAAAGGAGAUGACGUACAUGGAGAAGUGAAACGAAGACUCGACAAAGCCAUCAAGAGAACUUAUUAUGCUGCAAAACUUGUUAUCCUUUACACCACCAAGCGAGUGCUUCAACAAUCUGGGAAAGACCAGUCACCAAUUCUCGACACUUCAAACUGCAUAUAUCAAUUUGAGUGUGUUUGUGGCAGCAAAUACAUAGGUCGUACAGAAAGGCGAUUAUCUACUCGAACGAUGGAGCAUUCGCCAAAAUGGUUGAAAAUAGCUGAGUGCAAAGUCCCAAAAUCCUCAAUAACAAAACCCCUUGUAGAUUACGGACAUGAUAUCGACGCCGUCAAGUCAUUCACCAUCGUCAGCAAACAAACAAACAAGAAGAUGCUUGCAAUUGCAGAGGCUUGUGCAAUUCGAAUUUACAAACCAGCUCUCUGUAUACAAAAGGAGAUGGUCUUCACUCUGAAUCUACCAAGGUAAUACGCUUUACUUAUUAUUCUCUACUUGUUACUACUAUUUUUCUACCUCUUCUUCUUACCAUUAUUGUUAUUAUUAUUAUCAUGAUUUUUAUUCUUGAUUCAUUUAAAUCUGUGCUUUAUCCGUAAGAUUAUCUUAACUCACUUCAACACUAUUAUUAUUAUUGUUAUUAAAACUAUUACUAUCGAUAUUAGUCUGUUUGCAAUUCUCGUUAUAUUCCCUAAUGACUAAUUGUUUAUCUAAGUGAUGUAAUUGAAGCGUAAUGCAAUUUAUCUUAAUUUUGAUCUCUCAUACUCUCUCUCUCCCCUUAUCUAUUUGAACAUGACCUGGAAAACAUUCGAACGUGUCUUUCUGCAUGACUAAUUCAAUGUAGAUUAUUUACUUAUCAGUCGUAUAUCUCCCUAUGCAAUUUCAAAAGUAUGCAUAUAUCCGUGUAUGUCGAGUAUUCAGCUGACGAGUUCUACCGAAAUUUGAUGAAUCCAUCAUUAAAUCCUGCUUUAUUAACCUCUAUUACUUGUUUGGAAUUCGAAUCGCGAAAUAAAUGAUUUCGAUUCGAAAAGCAAUAAGUUGGCAGAACAAGCAUCCAGAGAUGAGAGGACUCCAAGUUAACAUAGAGGUGAUGAAGAUUCCUGGCCUACACCAACAUCAUCAACAACAGACAACAGACAAAAAUCAGCCAGCAUCAAUGGGAGGAACCUGAAAGAAACAACCUCGUUUACGCCCGUACCUGCGUAGUAUCGUUUUAACUACAGGUGGAAGUGACGAGGAUAUCAAACCAGCGACGAUCGAGAAAGCUUUCAUUAUACUCAAGUCUGUGUGGAGGUCAACAGCACUACUCAGCCUGAAAAUGAAAAUAAGAUCCGGAAUUUCAACUCCAAUAUGAAGUCAGUCAGUACUGCUGGUGUGUGAUGAUCCGAAG